Messenger RNA from Nothoprocta perdicaria, 573 nucleotides. It is a transcript of the gene RPL37, whose product is annotated as ribosomal protein L37. Bases 57 to 350 code for a protein of 97 amino acids. Gene Ontology annotation, molecular function: structural constituent of ribosome; RNA binding. The record is from RefSeq and is a predicted model, not a curated record. Gene Ontology annotation, cellular component: ribosome; cytosolic large ribosomal subunit. Gene Ontology annotation, biological process: translation. The transcript has 4 exons. NCBI's taxonomy places the organism in Eukaryota, Metazoa, Chordata, Aves, Tinamiformes, Tinamidae.
GGAUAUAGCGGAAGCGGGGCGGGGCGCGGCCUCUUUGGUGCUGGCGGCCCGCAAAGAUGACGAAGGGCACUUCGUCGUUCGGCAAGCGGCGCAACAAGACGCACACGCUGUGCCGCCGCUGCGGCUCCAAGGCCUACCACCUGCAGAAGUCCACGUGCGGCAAGUGCGGCUACCCCGCGAAGCGCAAGAGAAAGUAUAACUGGAGUGCCAAGGCCAAGAGACGCAACACCACCGGAACGGGCCGCAUGAGGCACCUGAAGAAGGUCUACCGGCGAUUCAGGAAUGGAUUCCGUGAGGGGACCACACCGAAGCCCAAGAGAGCAGCUGUUGCCGCCUCCAGUUCAUCGUAAAGACUCAUCUGUUUGCUAAAAAUAAAUGGUCUUAUUCAGAAAAACUUCCAACUUUUUUAUAUAAAUGUUUUAAUUCAAUGAAGUAUACCUAGAAAAUAUAGGUAUGUUGACAGACGCAAAACUUUGUGAUGUAUUGAGAUGAUUCAUUAAGCAUAAUACAUUAAUUGACUUUUUACAGCAUCUUGAAAAGGAUCAUAAUCUCUGCUGAACUUAAAGGUUUGUG